UCAAUGGGAACGCUGAAUAAGAAGCAAAUUUUGAGUAAAGUGGGUUGCCGUUCUUGAAGGCUGUCUUGUAAUAUUUCCUCCUGUGCGAGCGUAGGGAUCUCGCGCUAUAUAAGAGGGCCCGGACGGAGGCUGGAUCCUCUUUCAGGUCCUCGGUUCCAAGAUGACAAAGAAAAGAAGAAACAACGGCCGUGCGAAAAAGGGCCGCGGCCACGUGCAGCCUAUUCGCUGCACUAACUGCGCUCGCUGCGUGCCCAAGGACAAGGCCAUUAAGAAGUUCGUAAUCCGCAACAUAGUGGAGGCCGCGGCCGUCAGGGACAUAUCCGAAGCGAGCGUUUUCGAUGCCUAUGUGCUUCCCAAGCUGUAUGUGAAGCUGCAUUAUUGUGUGAGUUGCGCCAUUCACAGCAAGGUGGUCAGAAAUCGAUCUCGUGAAGCCCGCAAGGACCGGACGCCACCUCCGCGAUUUAGACCUGCUGGUGCUGCCCCACGGCCUCCACCAAAGCCCAUGUAAGGAGUGUAAUCUUUAAGGGCUGAAGAAAAGUUGUCCUCUGGAAAAAUAAAGUGGAAUCUAUGGUUUAUGUAGUA
Messenger RNA from Oryctolagus cuniculus (rabbit), 582 nucleotides. RefSeq names its product ribosomal protein S26 (gene RPS26). Gene Ontology annotation, molecular function: mRNA binding; structural constituent of ribosome. Gene Ontology annotation, biological process: translation. The record is from RefSeq and is a predicted model, not a curated record. Gene Ontology annotation, cellular component: cytosolic small ribosomal subunit; ribosome. Lineage: Eukaryota; Metazoa; Chordata; Mammalia; Lagomorpha; Leporidae.